Messenger RNA from Leishmania braziliensis MHOM/BR/75/M2904, 3945 nucleotides. RefSeq lists its product as hypothetical. NCBI's taxonomy places the organism in Eukaryota, Euglenozoa, Kinetoplastea, Trypanosomatida, Trypanosomatidae. The record is from RefSeq and is a predicted model, not a curated record. Bases 1 to 3945 code for a protein of 1314 amino acids. The transcript has a single exon.
AUGCCGGCGCCGUCUUCGACACGCCCAUCCCGUGCGUCGCUUGCGUGUGUACUGGCUGAUGCACGGCAGGGUCGGCAACCGAGAGACCCCUCGUCAGCCCAGCUGCAGUGGUACCUCAUCCAAUGGUUUCCACGGAACCUCUGGCCAUCCAUCUACCGGGCGCCGUCACGCGGGGCGCAGGGUACGGCCGCCAGGGCAAAUGUGUACCGCCAAUUUUGCAGGGACCCGCCUCGUGUGUCGCACGAAUGGACCGCGGCGCUGCACCUUGUGGAGCUUGCCCGCCUAGUGGACAAGACACCGGACACUUCUCCAUCGAGGGUGCACCAGGGGGCAAGACUGCCAACACGCACACCUACACCUGAAUCGGAUUCAGUGGUGCAGGCAACUGAGCAUCUUUUGCGGUAUGGCGUGUUUCCGCCCUCCGGCUGGGCGCUAACGCUGCAGCUCCUCCACAAGUGGCGGGAAAAACAGCCACCCGCGCGGCCGCAGGUGUUCCCGACCUCUCUCAGUCCUCCUGCUGCAGCCCAGCUGCUGUACCACAUCAGCCUCUCCCCACCUUCGCAACGGGCGUGGCAGGAUGCACUGCGCCUCUACCAACUCUGCGCCAGAGAGGCUCACGCGCCAUCUACCAGCGAUCACCCUUUACCCACCAAAACGGUCGAGCCUCCGUCACCGCCGAGGCGCACGUCAGAUACCGCGGCUCACUCCGCCUUCCUGAAGGCACUGCGCCACAUGACUCUCACAACGUGUUUGCGGGCUGGCGAGUGGGAAAGAGGGCUCCACUUUUACUAUCACACCCUCUAUCAGCGCGACUUGCCAGGCCCCAUAACAACAUCAUACCUGGUGCAGCAGCUGGGGCGAUCCGGUCAGUGGGCGGCCGUGCUGCAGGUGUAUGAGCUCUGCGUGAAGCUGCUGCACGCGCAACGGCACCAAUGUAAGCAACAGCGGCAGCAGCAGCGGCUGCCUCCGCAUAGGGAGAAGUGCUUCUCACAAGAGUGGGGGACCACGCUGUCGAUGGCGAUGGCGGCAGCACAAAACUCGCCUGGCGCCCCAACGAGCACGCUCGCCACAAUGGUGCAGCAGCUUCAACCAGACCUCGGCGCCACACCUACGCUCUCCACUGAUGUGACUGGAGUCACACCUUCUUUUUCUCCCCCUUUAGUGCGACUGAGCGGCCACUUUCUCUCUGCUGUGCAAGCACUUCCGUCGGAGAAGGACCGUUUGGUGGUGCUGGACCUCGCCCGGCGCAGAUCUCUGCUGGACAUCUUCAAGCUCAUUCGGGGUCUUGUGUCGAAGCACAGGUGGGAAGAGGCACUGACGCUCUUCGAUGGUGCCAUGUGCACCACGUCUCUCCGGACGUUACACCCAGAUCCUCGAGACGGGGACUUACCAGCGCUACAUGCAUCUGCGGAAUCCACUAUCAGGAAACCGCUUGGCCUUUCUCGGAGAGAGAUUGGAGAGGCACGGCUCAGCUUCCUUCACGAGGCCACCAUCGACUCGGUGGCUGUGGUCGUGGCCGCGCUGAAUCGGCACCGGGGUGCCACAAGGAGGCGGCGCACCGACGCUCUACAAGAGAGUGAAGUCGCCCAUCGCUCUCCUACUGCAGCUGAGGUGUCCUCGACGCGGCUGAUGCUGAACGACAGAGAGGUGGAGUGUGUUUUCUCGAAGACACUGGCGCUGAAUGAGGAAGGGCCCCGCGCUCUCUCUCUCGCGGCGCGUGGGACUCGCGCGUACUUCUGGCGCUACUGUCUUGAGAUCCUUGCCUUCAACUACGGUGCGCUGCCUUGUGGCGACACGAGUACAGAAGCCUCUCGCUCGCCUGAAAACGCGAACGAAGGACACAGCUCCCCUCCUCAACCACGCCGUACACCGACGCCAGCGGCGCUCUCGUUCCUGCUGCGUCACCCACGGUUCCCCUGGCACGUGGCGCUGCGACUCCUGCAGCAUUACGGCGUGUUGGGGACGCAUCCAGGUGAAAGAGCUACUGCGACAAUGGAUGCCACAGGCCCCCGCACCGCAUCACCUUCGUCAGCGGAUCGGCGGACCAGGACGUCCUCGCCGCCUACACCAUGUUCGCUAGCGCUGGCUGCCGCUGUAGAACUCCUCCGAAGUCAGGGGAAACUCCUAGUAGCGGAGAAGCUGGCACUCAAGUCACUAGAGCAAGAGAUGGCGGAGGAGGCUCUCGGUGCGGGAACUGUUGUCUCACUCUCUGCGGCGCUGCUGAGGGUGGCACAGUACCCAACCCUGCGGAGCGUGCUGCUAGAAAGGGGGAAUGAGAGGCUGAGGGUCGAAGGGUCAACGCUGUUCCACUUGCUGCAGGAGAGCACUCGUGCGAAAAGAGUACAGGCAGAGGGUCACGGUGAUGAUAGUGUCUAUGGGACGUCCUGUGGAGCGGUCAGCACUUCUUCGUCUCCCUGGUGGGCGAGCAGCGCCGCCUUCUUCCACCACCCGAGCGGGCGUGCCCUCACCGUGAUAUGGCUGUUGAUGCAGCGACACAUGCACCCGAAAAUGACCACCACUGAUGCGGCAAGGUACGAAGACCCCACAAAUUUUCCGGCUUCUCUGUUUCUCUGCGUACCUCCACCCACAGCACCCACCGCCCCCAUUGCAAGCUUGGCGGCCCCUCUCAGGUCGUGGCUCCUGGCGUAUCCCGUGGCCGUGCACUGCGAGGUACUGCGCGUCAUCAAGUCUCUGACGUCGCCGUCAGAUUUGCCCGUAUCGUCCACUUCCUCUUCUGCUGAGGCAAGUCUGUGCUACGUACAGCGUUGGGUAUGGGUGCGGCGCUACCUGGCAUCGCUUGCAAUGCACUUUUCUGCGCCCUGCACCGAUACAUUGACGUGUAAAGAGGGGGAGUCGCUUGUGGAGGAGGAGUUUGGUAACGCAGCAACCGAUGCGGUGGCGAGGGAGGCGUACUACGGUGCCACCUUCGAGGCUGUUGUCUCUCUUCUGGACGCCCCCGUGUCAUGGAUCGGCGCUUCGCAUGAUGAAGUGGGCCACGGGAUGCAUAUGGGCGUAGUCACCGAUGCGACGGCUGCGAGACACCGCGACGAGGCUCCUCAGAGCUCUGCACAGCGAGUCCAGCAGCUGCACCAACUGCUGGAGCGCGCCAUUGUGCGCUACCGGUGCCUGCCGCCGACGCACAUGCUUUUGCCAAACCAACUAAACCGCCUCUUGCCCCCGCUUCCACAGUCCAGUCUGCGCUUCACUGGCGUGAGUGCUGAGGAGGUAGGUGCACAGCGUGACUCCUUCGACAGGGGUGGUGCAUGCACAGAACGCUGCGCGGUGGCGUUUCACCUCGUUCAACUUGUUUUGGGUACUAUCCAAGACGCGAGAGAACAGUGUACCGUGGAGCCCGUGCUGCUGCACAACCUUCUGAAACUCUGCUGCCGUGUCGCCGAGUACGACAAGGCCUCUUUGACAGCUGCUGAGGAAGCCGCCCCCACCGACAUUGACAGCAGCGCUACAGUUAGCAGAGCCGGCGCGACGCUGGUGCGGCUGCAAUGUGAGCUGUGUGGCCUACAAACAGUGCGUCCUGGCACCCUCUCGCUACUCUAUCACUUGUGCGCCGCUGCACAGUCGCGCGCCAGCUCUUACGGCCACACUAUCCCGCGUCAGGUGGCCCUAGCGACCACGUGCUACCUACUAGAAGCGCAGACGGCGGCAGCAGCGCGGAAGGAUCAGGAAAAUCAGCGGCAGGAGGGUGUACUAUCGAGGGUCACGUCGUCAUCGUCACGGCCCUCAAAUGGGCAGCGACGCCUCGACUCGCCAGGCCUUUCUUGUGCAGUGCAGGGGCGCCACUGCCAACUCUACUUCUCCCUGCUAGGAUGGGAGGACGCGCUGGAGGUGUGGUAUCGUGCUUUUCCCCACGAGGUCCUCACUCAGCUUUCGAGCAACCCGGUGGCAGUGGAGGCGUGCUUCAGCUUUGGUGAGAGUAGUCAACUCUGA